Molecule: messenger RNA, 1455 nt
Organism: Exophiala aquamarina CBS 119918
Lineage: Eukaryota; Fungi; Ascomycota; Eurotiomycetes; Chaetothyriales; Herpotrichiellaceae
Exons: 7
Coding region: 1-1455 (484 amino acids)
Molecular function (GO): aldehyde dehydrogenase (NAD+) activity
Source: RefSeq, a predicted model, not a curated record
AUGGCUGCAUCCGCAAUGACAUACCCGCAGGGUCUUUUCAUCAACAAUGAGUACAGAACAGCAGCAAGCUCCACGAAGCUCACUUUGAGGAACCCGUGGGAUGACUCUGUGAUAGCUGCGGAUGUCCAGGUUGCCGGUAAGGAGGAUGUGGACUUGGCCGUCGAAGAAGCUACGAAAGCUUUCAAAGGACCAUGGAGAAAAUACACUGGGCAGCAAAGAGCAGGGUGUCUGUUGAAGUUUGCAGAUCUCGUCGAGAAGCAUGCAGACCGCUUGUCCCAAUUGGAAUCCCUCCCUACUGGCAGACCGAUCUCUUUCGUCACCCACUUUGAUGUCCCACACAUGGCUCAAGUUUACAGAUACUACGCUGGAUGGGCAGACAAGAUCGCCGGCAAGACGUUCAGCGAAGAGAACGGUACCUACAAGAUCAUUCGACAGGAACCAGUCGGUAUUUGUGCGGGCAUCGCGUCUUGGAAUUGCACGUUUCUGUACGUCGCCUGGAAGAUGGCGCCGGCUCUGGCAGCCGGAUGCACCUUCAUCUUCAAAAGUUCCGAGAAAUCCCCCUUUGGAGCGCUCGCUCUUGGGUCGCUCUACGCCGAGGCCGGAUUCCCACCUGGGGUUGUGCAGUUUGUCACCGGAGGAAGCGAAACCGGUGCGAUGCUGGCCUCCCACAUGAACAUUGCCAAGAUCAGCUUCACGGGCUCGGUGGCAGGAGGCCGAGCUGUGCAGGAUCUGGCGACUAAGAGCAACCUUAAGCGCGUGACACUUGAACUGGGCGGAAAGUCGGCGGCUAUCAUAUUCAAAGACGCUCCGCUCGAGGUGGCUGCUCAGGGCGUCGGGGUCGGUUUUCUCGCCAACUCUGGCCAGAUUUGCGUCGCUGCUUCGCGAGUCCUCGUCCAAGAAGACAUCGCCGAAGACUUUUGCCAGAAGAUCAAGGCGCACUUCGAAGUGUCCGGUGCUGCAAUGGGUGCCGACCCGGCCUUGCCAACGACGGCGCAUGGACCGGUCGUGGACAAGUUGCAAUUCGACCGCAUCAUGUCGUACAUCGAGAAGGGGAAGACGAGUGCGAAGCUGCUGACGGGAGGAUCCCGGAUCGGAGAACGUGGUUGCUUUGUUGAACCCACGAUCUUUGUCGACCCCGAACCCGGAAGUGCGGUGUACGAAGAGGAAAUAUUUGGCCCGGUACUGGUGGUCAAGACUUUCAAGACCGAAGAAGAGGCAAUCCAGCUCGCAAACGGGACAAUUUACGGUCUCGCCGCAAAUGUGUAUACGACGGAUCUGAAUCAAGCCUUGCGCGUCACCAGCGCGCUCGAAGGAGGGAUCAUAUCUGUCAAUUCUCCUUUGCAUCCGGAGAUACAGGCACCCUUCGGGGGGGUCAAACAGAGCGGAUACGGCAGAGAGCUCGGGGAGGAGGGCUUAAAAGCGUACCUAGAAACGAAGAGCAUUCACAUCAAGUGA